AAGACAAUGAUUUCCAAUAGCAUAAAAUUAAACCAUAUACACACAAAAUUAAAAAGUUUUAACUUCUAUAAUCCAAACAAAAAUAAUCUGUAGCAGAAUUUAUUUAAUUUUUCAAAGAUUACGAGCAAAUUAGAUUUAAUUUUGGAUUUGAUGCUUAUUAGUUUAUUUUCAGGAUGAAUCUAAGAAGCUCAAAUUACACUAGAUCUACCAAUACAUUAUGUGACAAAUCUUAAAGAAAACUAAAAUAAAAUAAAACCAAUAAAUUUAAAUUCUCCCUAUAAAAAAAAUACAAAAAUAAAAACAAAAAAAGCCCAUAUACACACUCAGAGCGAAGAUGAUCACAGAAAAUGAGCCCAUGAGAGAGAAAAUUAUUGGUCCACUGCCCAUUAACAAUGUUUCAGAAUCCACAUUUUUAGGGAUUUAUCAAUUAUUAUAAUUAUUUAAUUUUUUUUUGGACUUUUCUUUAUUUUUAAAUAAUUCCAUAAUAAUAAUUAACCAAAAUCCCCUCAAUAUAUACCCUUUAUAUAAUCUCAUUUGAUAUUAAAUUUUCACUUCCAACUAAACUCUUCCUAGCUUUACUUCUCUUCCAAACCAAAAAAAUGGAAGAAAUAAACCAAAAAAAACCAACAAUUUUUCUUAUAAUUUCAACAUUAUUAUUUUUAUUACCAUUUAUUACAAAUGCAAAGUCACAAAAUGUGCAACUUAGCAAAUUAUACAAGACCAAAUACCAUAACAACAAUGAAGAGUUUAAUGAAAUUAACAAGCAACCUUAUGAUACAAUGCUAAUGGAUGGUAUAGUUGAUAAACGCCACCAUGAACACCACAAACAACACCAUCAUCAGCACCAUAUUCGUCGUAGUCGUCGUGAUCAUCAGAAGGAAAGGGAUAGAAUAGUGAAGCUUCCAGGACAACCACCAGUGAAUUUCUCACAAUAUGGUGGUUAUGUUACAAUUGAUAAAAAAGCUGGAAAAGCUUUUUAUUAUUAUUUUGUUGAAGCUCCUACUAAUCACACUUCUUUGCCUCUUCUUCUUUGGCUUAAUGGAGGUCCUGGUUGUUCAUCUUUGGCUUAUGGAGCUAUGGAAGAGUUAGGACCAUUCCGAGUUAGAAGUAACGGCAAAACAUUAUAUAGGAACAAAUUUGCAUGGAAUCAUGUUGCAAAUGUUUUGUUCUUGGAAUCCCCUGUUGGAGUUGGAUUUUCUUACUCGAAUACAACAUCAGAUUAUGAUACAAAUGGAGAUACUAAAACAGCUGAAGAUAAUUAUGUAUUUUUAUUGAAUUGGUUUGAGAGAUUUCCUGAGUACAAAGGCAGAGAUUUUUACAUUUCUGGUGAAAGUUAUGCUGGACAUUAUGUUCCUCAGCUUGCUCAUGCUAUUCUUCAACACAACACCAAGCCUAAAAGUUCAAUGAUCAACCUCAAGGGCAUCAUUAUUGGAAACGCAGUGAUAAAUGAUGAAACAGAUUUGAAGGCAAUGUACGAGUAUUUUUGGACACAUGCUAUAAUAUCGGACCAAGUACGAAAUGAUAUAAUGGGGCAUUGCAAUUUUACUCCAAAUACCAGCAACCAGAGUUUAAAAUGCAAUUCAGCUGCUGAUCAAGUUGAGAUUGAUAUUCAAUACCUAGACGUUUACAACAUCUAUGCUCCUGUGUGCCACUCCACUAAUCUUACUCUCAAACCCAAGAAACUCACUCAUGAAUUGGAUCCAUGCAGUGAUCAUUAUGUGACGGCUUAUAUGAAUAAUCCUGAAGUCCAAAAGGCUCUUCAUGCAAAUGUGACCAAUCUUUAUUAUGAUUGGCAACCUUGCAGUGCGGUUAUUAAUAAUUGGGCAGACAGUCCAUCAACAAUUAUCCCAAUUCUAAAGGAGCUAAUGGCUAAGAACCUUCGAGUGUGGAUUUAUAGUGGUGACACAGAUGGAAGGAUACCAGUUACAUCAACAAGGGAAUCCUUAAAUAAAAUGGGACUUCAAAUCAAGACUAAAUGGCAUCCUUGGUUCAUCAAGGGAGAGGUUGGUGGAUACACACAAGUAUAUGAAGGGAAUUUGACAUUUGCAACAGUAAGAGGAGCAGGCCAUCAAGUGCCAAGCUUUCAACCAUUAAGGGGACUUUCAUUGAUCUCACACUUCCUUUCUGGAACACCUCUACCUAAUACUUCAAGAACCAAAAUGUAUUAAUAUCUUUUGUUUUUUUCUCUAGAUUAUUCCUAAGGAAUUGUAUUUCUUUUUUUUUUUUUUUUUGGUCCAAAAUUGUUGUUGGUGGCCAUUAAAACAUCACAUUGUACAGUACUACAGUUUAUAUGAGCUACACCUAAUUUAAUAUUCAAGCACGACGAGUACUAGCUAAUUC
Messenger RNA from Chenopodium quinoa (quinoa), 2340 nucleotides. Its product is annotated as serine carboxypeptidase-like 40. Gene Ontology annotation, biological process: proteolysis. Lineage: Eukaryota; Viridiplantae; Streptophyta; Magnoliopsida; Caryophyllales; Amaranthaceae. Gene Ontology annotation, molecular function: serine-type carboxypeptidase activity. Gene Ontology annotation, cellular component: vacuole. The transcript has 8 exons. The coding region runs from base 600 to 2168 and encodes 522 amino acids. The record is from RefSeq and is a predicted model, not a curated record.